GAGACUGUUACCUCCUCACAGCAACCACAGUGAGUAGGAGGGCCGAGGUGAGACUCCCAGAACUUCGCUAGAGUGCAGGAAUAUGUCGGAGGAUCGAGCGGACUUUCACAGGGAGAACCCCGAGCUGAAUGAGCUGUCCGACCAGUCCCCUGUAGUGCAAAAGGCCAUCGAGAUCUUAAGGCAGAAAGCCCAAGCUGAGACUGGUCACUGGCCCCUCGGCUUAUCUGAUGACUUCUUACUGAGAUUCCUUAGGGCGAGGGAUUUCUGCAUAGAGCUGGCGUUUAAGCUCCUGAAAAACUAUCACAAAUGGAGAAAAGAAUGCCCUGAAAUUACUGCAGAUUUGCAACCUUCCUCUCUACUUAAUCUUUUCCGUUCUGGCUACCAUGGAGUCUUAAAGUCAAGGGAUGCUUACGGCAGCAGAGUUCUCAUUUACAGGAUUGAACAAUGGGACCCUAAAGAGUUCAGUGCCUAUGAAGUGUUUCGGGUGAGCCUUAUAACCUCUGAACUCUUAGUAAAGGAUGCUGAGACACAGAGGAAUGGUAUUAAGGCUAUAUUUGAUCUUCAGGGUUGGAGACUUGCACAUGCAUUUCAAAUCACCCCAACCAUUGCCAAAAGGAUCGCUGCUGUUAUGACAGAUUCUUUCCCUCUGAAGGUCCGUGGAAUACACCUUAUAAAUGAACCCUUGUUCUUCUAUCCUGUCUUUGCAUUGAUUAAGCCAUUUCUGCCUGAAAAAAUAAAACAACGGGUCCACUUGCAUGGAUGUAACUAUUUGUCGUCCCUUCACAAUCAUUUUUCUGGGAAUAUUCUUCCCCCAGAAUAUGGAGGGACAGGUCCACCAAUGGCUGAACUUAGUGAGGAAUGGGCGGAUUACAUCAUGAGCUCUGAAAACUAUCUUCUCAGUAUAUCUGAGACAAUAUAGCCCCAAGACAUGGAUUAUCUACAAUUGAUAAUGGGAAUCUGUGGAAAAAAUAUAUUUUUACAAUUUUAUGAAGAAACCCUUGAAAUUACAAGGCGUGUUGGAAAUUCAGCAUGUGAUCUAUAUUAUAUAGCAGCUGAGGUACUCAAUCAUUCCUUAAGUGUCUCUAGUUUCUUAUGAAGGAAUGUUGCUGGAGAACUCAAGUAACCAUGGGUGCUAUUCUAUAAAGAAUGGUUUACGUUUUUUAAAGCAAUACAUAAUACCACUUUUCAAGAUAAUUAACCCGUUUGCACCACUGUGCCAAGAUGUACUGUUUUACGUGCUGACUUUGUAGCAGCGGCAGGAGAUCAGACUCUAUUGAGCAGCGGUACACUGUUAUACAAGGAAUGUCCGAACAUCCGAACGUGAGAUCUGAUGCCCACCGAAAGUUCACUGGAGCACAGGAGAGACUCAACAAGGUCUUUCUAGACCCUGCAGAGAUUUCCAAUUGCUCCCCCUUCUGGCUAAUAUUGCACACACUUCAGAUCAGGAGAAGGGAAAAAAAAAUAUGAAAAAAUGAAAUAAAAAUUAUUGGGAGCCCAGUGAUGUCUGAGCCAAACUGCACUAGGAACAAACAAGAGUUUUUUUUUUAAAUGUCACUUAACCCUGCCACUACAAGUAAAAAAAAUAAAUAAAUAAAA
Molecule: messenger RNA, 1596 nt
Organism: Spea bombifrons (plains spadefoot toad)
Lineage: Eukaryota; Metazoa; Chordata; Amphibia; Anura; Pelobatidae
Gene: TTPA
Product: alpha tocopherol transfer protein
Exons: 5
Coding region: 83-919 (278 amino acids)
Cellular component (GO): membrane
Molecular function (GO): phosphatidylinositol bisphosphate binding
Source: RefSeq, a predicted model, not a curated record